AUGGGUGGGAUGGUGAAGGCAAUCUGCUGCAGUCGAGACUGUCCCGUGAAUUUGAAACGGAGUUUGCUGCGGCGCUGGAGACAUGAUGCGUUCCUUCCGCCUCUUUUUGGUCCAUUGACGGCAGAUAUGCAAAUGGAAAUUCCCGUCACAUGUGCCGCCUUCGUCGCCUCACGGAAGAGCAUGCUGGGCAUUCAAAUAAAUCAACACUCACUUCUCUCAUGGCAGCUUUCCAUUGUGUGGCAACAACAUUACUGGCUUUGUAAGUCUGUGCCGCAGAAAGAAGAAUGCAUACGGGGCUCUUGUAAACGCACCUCUUUCUUCGGUGGGCGCGGCGAGGCGGAGACGUCCUCGUUGUGGUCAAAAACGGCUGAUGAUUUUCAUUUCAUUCCGCCCACGAUGGCGAGCCGGGAGAAGCUGCUGUCAAGAGGCUGCAGGAAGACACGAAUGCAUUGCAUGCCCUCCUGUGGGAACUGCAGCGCAUUGUGGUGA
Messenger RNA from Trypanosoma rangeli, 489 nucleotides. RefSeq lists its product as uncharacterized. NCBI's taxonomy places the organism in Eukaryota, Euglenozoa, Kinetoplastea, Trypanosomatida, Trypanosomatidae. Bases 1 to 489 code for a protein of 162 amino acids. The transcript has a single exon. The record is from RefSeq and is a predicted model, not a curated record.